Molecule: messenger RNA, 1953 nt
Organism: Kluyveromyces marxianus DMKU3-1042
Lineage: Eukaryota; Fungi; Ascomycota; Saccharomycetes; Saccharomycetales; Saccharomycetaceae
Gene: SHE10
Exons: 1
Coding region: 1-1953 (650 amino acids)
Source: RefSeq, a predicted model, not a curated record
AUGAAGAAGUUCGGUAGACUAUUGAGGCUUUUGAUAGUCGUGCUGCUUGCAGUAUCGUCCGCAAAGUACACCUGCAGUAAUACGUCUGCUGGCGGAUUAGACAUAUGCAAAUAUACUGACACAAAAUACUAUAGAAAUGUUUUGGAUACGAGGUUCCCCCAUGCUAUGCAAAACUAUGAUGCAGUAUUAGUACCAAAGCUGAAAUCUGCUGCUUUGAAUGUUCAUUCGACCGUUAAAACAAAGAUUGUUCCUUGCACUAUUCGCUCAUAUCAAUCCUUGAUUUCAUAUCUUCAAACCAAGGUAUACCCAAAGAUCUUGACUUACACUACCAUUACUGAAUCGUAUGUGCGUCGUGGGUACCUACACCUGAAACUAUUCACGGAUGUUACCGUCAUUCCUUCGGUUCGAAAGGUUUAUUACAAACUCAUAAUAAAGUACCCAAUUAUUGAACAUUACAUUUAUUCUGGCCAAGCUUACGCAAAACUUGUUCAAAUUAGUGUAGCCAAAUACAUUAAUAUCUUCAGAUACCACUUUCAUGCUUACGAUGACAAAUAUGGAUACGGCAAACUUUCUAGAACCGAGAAGUUCAUAACUUUCAAGACAUGGUUUACUAAAGAAUUGUACACUUUUAGCAAAUAUUUGCAACAUAUGAGCAUUAAGUUUUGGAACGAUACAUUACUACCAACUGCCUUCUACUUGAAGGAACUAUUUAUCAGUCAAUGGAACAGUUUUAUAGAAUCUGGUUAUGACUUGAAUAAAAGAGACACCGACGACUCGGUCAUAUACGAAAAUGAUGAAGAAGACUACACAGAAACUUCAACAAUAUUCGUUACUUUGACUGCUACCGAUGAUGUUCUUGGCGCUCAAUCUAAGGCAACACAAGCACUGGAUUUCCCAAGAGAAGAUGAAUUAGAUCUUCCAUUACAGGAAGUUGUCAAAAACCAAUUGGCACCUUGGACAGACACCGUUGAAAGCAAAUUGACUGGUCUAAUCAAAGACUUUGAAUCUGAUAUCAAUGAGUAUGCUGAUGCGAAGCUGAGUGAAGUUGAACCGAUAUUGGGGGAAUUGUUGAAAAAGGCUAGUAACACAUCACAGAAAAAUUUCCAAAUUAUCACUAGGGCAAUCAUGGAUAUUAAUUGUACUGAAAGCGUAGAUCCAGUAACCAACGAAACGAUUUGGUUCGAUCAAGACGGUACACAACUAUCAAGAUACAUGACAAGGGAACUGAUGCGUGAGUUUUUCUCCGCCGCGCAUUCAGAAUUUGAUGCUAUCUCAAAGGAAAUUCGUGAGCAUUUGAAAAAGUUAGCAAAUGAAGUCAACGGUCAGGUAGAAGUGCUACGUCAAGAAAAUGUCGAGGUGUACGAAGAAUGGGCAGAUGUAAUGAUCACAGAGUUCUCGAAGCAACUAGCCUAUAUUGAUGUCGCUGUGAACAACGAAAAUGAAGAUAGUUUGAAAAAAGAACACCGCGAAAAUUGGAGGGCUUUCAUGAAACUAAAGAGACAAGUGAUUGAUAUGAGAGAUCGUCUACUAGAACAUCCAGUGGAACUAGACACGUUACAGAAAUUCGUAAACAAAGCUCAAUUCACGUUGAAAACUUUGUCGCACGAAAACGGAGAAUACUUGUAUAUCUUGAGAAGCAAGGCUAAUCUCGAGUUUCAAGCUCGUGAGGCCCUUGAAAGGAAAGCCAGAUUAUCCGCAGCAGAAUCUUCUGACAUGGUUGACUCUAACAACUCGAUCAAUACGACAGUUACUACCAGUUCUAGCAGUUCUAGCAGUUCUAGCAGUUCUACCACCACUACCACAACUGAUGCUAUCAGCCCAAUAAUUGAGCUCUCAACGGAAGAAAGCUCAGAGAUUGAAGAGAGCAGUAUCGAAAGCAGUAUCGAAAGCACCCCUUCUGAGACGGAAAUUAAGUCAGCAUUAAAAGAGAAAAACGAAACAGCAAUUGAAUAA